UUGAGUAUAAUACAUUACAGUGCUUUGUCGUGUAGUGAAGUGAACAAUCUAUAACAGUGAAAAUGUCAGGCCGUGGUAAAGGUGGUAAAGUUAAGGGAAAGGCAAAGUCGCGUUCAAAUCGUGCUGGUCUUCAAUUUCCAGUUGGUCGUAUUCAUCGUUUGUUGCGCAAAGGCAAUUAUGCUGAGCGUGUUGGUGCCGGUGCUCCAGUUUAUCUAGCUGCAGUUAUGGAAUAUUUAGCAGCUGAAGUUCUCGAAUUGGCUGGUAAUGCUGCUCGUGAUAAUAAAAAGACAAGAAUCAUCCCACGUCAUUUACAAUUGGCCAUCCGCAACGAUGAAGAAUUGAAUAAAUUGUUGUCCGGUGUAACUAUUGCUCAAGGUGGUGUUUUGCCUAAUAUUCAAGCUGUACUUUUGCCAAAGAAGACCGAAAAGAAAGCAUAAAGUGAAAAAUAUAGGCGAAUUAUAAUUAUAAAUACCGACGCAAACAAACCGUCCUUUUCAG
Molecule: messenger RNA, 498 nt
Organism: Anastrepha obliqua
Lineage: Eukaryota; Metazoa; Arthropoda; Insecta; Diptera; Tephritidae
Product: histone H2A
Exons: 1
Coding region: 63-437 (124 amino acids)
Cellular component (GO): nucleosome
Molecular function (GO): structural constituent of chromatin; DNA binding; protein heterodimerization activity
Source: RefSeq, a predicted model, not a curated record